AGUUAUUUAUACAAUUGACAGAAGCUUUAAAAACAAGCCUUUGGGGCAUUCCCCCCUCCCCCACAUUGUAACUGGCAUACCACCCAAAGUAAGCAAAAGUAUUUUGAGGAGUUUAAGCAACCACUUACUGAGCAACUCCAUCGUGCUGGAACAAUGCUAAGCAUCGAGGUAUUAGGCAAAUGCUAUAGGAACACUUAAGUAUUUGCUCAAAUUAUUUUAAAAUGUUGGAUUAUUAGAUGACAACAAGUAAAAUCCAGGAUCUACAAAUUAUUACAUUGCUUUGGUUAGUGAGAUUUUCAUCAUUUUUGUAUUUUCCCAUAUCUACACCAGAGUAUGUUUGACCAAUUAUCAGUUACAAAGACUGUUUCUGUUCGGUUGUUGUUGUUUCUCAAACAGGGAUUUGUCUGAGGGUGACAUACAUUUUCUAGAAGAAAAAUGUCUCAAGAGGAUGAUCACUUUUCCUUUUUUAAAUAGACCGAAUGACUUUUAUUAAUAUACACAUAAAGUUAUUGAAAUGGUGAUUUCAUGUAGUUUUGUCUUUAAAGAUGGCACUUGCAGGUACAAAGAUGCAGAGAUGUCUACAGCCUUCAGAUGUUUACUUGAAGAGAUUCAACAGCAGUUUGAUAGUGGGUUUCCUCACCUUGCUGAAGAUUCACAAAUUCUCUGUAAUCACACUGAUGUCUUUGAUUUAAGUAACUAAAAAAAAUUCUAGUAAUCUGGCUAGGAUCUGCCCAGCUAAGAGAUAUGCAAAGAGGACAUGUCACAGGAACUAUCUGAAAUAAGUGAUUGCUAUUACAGUAAUCCAGUAAAUGCUGUCUGGUAAAAUUUGAUUUUUGACACAAGUUACAAUUAAAAGUGGGAAGCCCAGAAGGAUUUGUAUUCUCUUUUUCUGUAGUUGUUUUUAAAGUAUUCUCUGCAUCCAGUGUGGGGCUCGAAUUCACAGUCCUGAGAUCAAGAGUUGCGUGCUCUACCAACUGAGCCAGCCAGGUGCCCCUGGACUUGUGUGCACUGGAUAAGUUUCUUUGUUAUCAGAUGUGGAUGUUUCACUCAUACUGCUCCUUGAAUAAUUUUGAGAGAUCUGGAAGUUUGGAAUAAUAGAGGGGACACCAUAUUCAUCUGGAUAUUUCUUACAAGACUUAUAAUAAUGUCUAAUGCAAUAGAAUUUAAUCUGUUUUGCACAGCAUCUGUAGCUACCAGAAUUCAGAUGUAUUUUGAUGUAUUUCUACUGGAAAGAGAAUAAAAGUUACUUCCUAAAGGAUACUAGCUUUGUGUGUGUGUGUGUGUGUGUGUGUGUGUGUGUGUGUGUGUGUAGUUAACAUUAACAGAUCCUUUAUGAAGCAGCUGCUUGGAAUGACAAAAGAUAAUCCCUUUAACAGCUGUUGUUGUCAAUUGGGUAGAAUUAGAGCAUGACCUUUUUAGAACCCAAUGAAAAUAUAGCAACUUUAAAUUUAUCUCUUGUGUUGCCAUUAUUAAACCUAUUGAGAGGGAGAGUAGUGUGUUAGUUAAGACCGAGGCACAGGCUUUGAAUUUUGGCCCCCCACUCUCUCUACCUGUUACCACAUCUUUAAAAUGGAAGGAACGAUUGGUCUCAUAGCUUUGUGGUGAGGAUUAAAUGAGAUCAUGGUAAAGUACUUCCUCCCUCAGUAUAUGCUGUUCAUAUAUGAGGUGCUUGGUGUAUGCUAUUCAAAUGAUAACUUACAUAAUCAUAGCAAAAAAUUCCUUUUUUCCAGACAUCCAGAAAUAUAUUCCAUGCUAUCAGCUCUUUAGCUUUUAUAAUUCUUCUGGUGAAUUAAAUGAGCAAGCACUGAAGAAAAUAUUAUCAAGUGUCAAAAAGGCUGUGGUUGGUUGGUACAAAUUCCGACGUCAUUCAGACCAGAUCAUGACAUUUAGAGAGAGACUGCUUCAUAAAAACUUACAGAAGCAUCUUUCAAGCCGGGAACUGGUUUUUCUGCUGUUAACACCAAGUAUAAUAACAGAAAGCUGCUCUACUCAUCGGCUGGAGCAUGCCUUAUAUAAACCUCAGAAGGGACUUUUUCACAGGAUACCAUUAGUGGUGGCCAAUCUGGGCAUGUCUGAACAACUGGGUUAUAAAACCGUAUCAGGUUCCUGUGAGUCCACUGGUUUUAGCCGAGCAAUAAAAACACACAGCUCUGAAUUUUUUAAAGAAGAUGGAUCUUUAAAGGAGGUACAUAAAAUAAAUGAAAUGUAUGCUUCUUUACAAGAGGAAUUAAAGAGUAUAUGCAAAAAAGUAGAACACAGUGAGCGAGCAGUAGAGAAACUACUAAAGGAUGUACACAGAUUGAAAUGGGAAAUUAAAAAAAGAAAACAGGCACAAAUUCAAGUAGCACGGGAGACCGUCGAAAAAGACCCUCAGGAGAACAUUUUUCUUUGCGAAGCUUUACGGACCUUUUUUCCAGAUUGCGAAUUUCUUCAUUCAUGUGUUAUCUCUUUGAAAAAUAGGCAUAUUUCUAAAAGUAGCUGUACUGCCAACCACCAUCUUGAUGUGAUAGACAACCUGACCUUAAUGGUAGAAUACACCGACAUUCCUGAAGCUAGUCCAGCUAGCAGUACACUGCAAAUGAUUAAACAUAAAGCUUUAGAUACUGAUGAUGGAUGGCAGUUCAAGAAGUCACGGCUGUUAGAGACACAAAACAAACCAUCUAAAACAGAUACUGAUAGUAGUAAUCAAGAAAAAGCAUAUACAUUGAGCAGCCCUGAAACAGAUGAAGAGAUUGAAAGAAUGAAGGGUUCUGGUGAAUAUCCACAGUCUCCUACAUUUUGAUCUUUUUAGGCCAAAAGGAGAGCUUUGAUUGGCUGAAGGGUAAAGCCAGACAUUUAUAUUGUCUUUACUAUGUUCAGCAAUUUGCAGUAAUACAUAAGUUCUAGUGCAUUUAUUUUUUAAGGCACUUUAUUUUAAAACCAUAACGUUUUUCUGCCCCCCAGAAUCUUUCUUUUGAAAGAUUUUAUUUUUAACUAAUCUCCUACACCCAGCAAGGAGCUUGAACUCACAACCCCAAGAUCAGGAGUCACACACUCCACUGACCAAGCCAGCCGGGUGCCCCUUUUACAAAACUGUUGAGGGAAAGGCUUAAUUUAAGUAGAUGGUUCUUUUAAACUUAUAUAGCAUACUUUAGAAUUGGAAAAGAAAGACUAGCAUUAGAACACAAUAGAAGAAGAUGUCUAAAAAUAUGAAGAGGUAUUUCAUUUUAAGUCAUUACAGUUUCUACUCCUUAAGUUAUAGGUGGCUAGGGUUGCCAGAUAAAACGCUGGAAACAUGCAAUAUUAGGGACAUUCAUUAAAAAAUUAUUCAUUGGUUAUCUGAAAUUCAAAUUUAAUUGCAUGUCCUAUAUUUUUAUUUGCUAAAUCUGGCAGUUCUGAUUAUGGCACAACUAAAAUACAGCACAAAUAAUCUCUUCCUAGUCUAGAGUCCUCUACACAAAAUUGAGUGAAUCCAGUACUUGAGUACAGGACAAGUCUGGUAAUGGUGUGUCUGAGGUCAGUAGCUGGUCAAGUAGCUAGAAACACCAGUUAAAGUAGGAACCAAAAAUGGUGCAUAUGUGUAUAUGUAUUUAUAUAUACAUGUCUAUCGCAGAUUUCAUUUUAACAUAAAGUGGAGUUGUACAUUCAUUUUGUCAA
This is a messenger RNA of Prionailurus viverrinus (fishing cat), 3636 nucleotides long. RefSeq names its product abraxas 1, BRCA1 A complex subunit (gene ABRAXAS1). NCBI's taxonomy places the organism in Eukaryota, Metazoa, Chordata, Mammalia, Carnivora, Felidae. Gene Ontology annotation, cellular component: nucleus. Gene Ontology annotation, biological process: attachment of spindle microtubules to kinetochore; protein K63-linked deubiquitination; mitotic spindle assembly. The record is from RefSeq and is a predicted model, not a curated record. The transcript has 8 exons. The coding region runs from base 1661 to 2782 and encodes 373 amino acids. Gene Ontology annotation, molecular function: polyubiquitin modification-dependent protein binding; microtubule binding.